GCUGUGCAGCCGGUGGAAACCAAUAGGCUUGUUUGUAUAGUACCGUUGUUAUCAGUAGAGUUUGUGAUGUUUUUAAUUUGAUUACAAUUUUUAUCUAAAGUUAGGUACCUAGUAGUAAGGUAUACUGUUAUCUCAUCGGGUGAAGCCAACUGUGUUGUCGUUCUUUCUGAUUUUAACAGCCUUUGAUUCUAUAAAAUGGAGAUUAGUUUUAAGAACAAAAGAAUUCUCGUCACCGGUGGUGGGAAAGGUAUUGGAAGGGACCUGUGUAAAAAGUUGGUAGCCUGUGGUGGAGAGGUGGUGGCAGUAUCUCGAUCUAAACCCCCACUAGAUAGUCUGGCUGCAGAGUGCCCCACUAUUCGCACAGUAUGUCUUGACAUCGCAGCGAACUGGCAGCACACCGCAGAGGUUAUCGGGAGUCUUGGUACGUUUGAUUGCUUGGUCAACAAUGCAGCUGUUGCCAUUUGUACACCUUUCCUACAAGUGACACCAGAGGAGAUUGACCAGUGAGUUAAUACUUUCAAAAUUA
This is a messenger RNA of Homalodisca vitripennis (glassy-winged sharpshooter), 526 nucleotides long. RefSeq names its product L-xylulose reductase-like. Gene Ontology annotation, biological process: xylulose metabolic process; glucose metabolic process. Bases 196 to 507 code for a protein of 103 amino acids. Lineage: Eukaryota; Metazoa; Arthropoda; Insecta; Hemiptera; Cicadellidae. The transcript has 2 exons. The record is from RefSeq and is a predicted model, not a curated record. Gene Ontology annotation, molecular function: L-xylulose reductase (NADPH) activity; carbonyl reductase (NADPH) activity.